Drosophila albomicans is the source of this 1076-nucleotide messenger RNA. Its product is annotated as protein obstructor-E. The record is from RefSeq and is a predicted model, not a curated record. Gene Ontology annotation, cellular component: extracellular region. The coding region runs from base 69 to 761 and encodes 230 amino acids. The transcript has 4 exons. Gene Ontology annotation, molecular function: chitin binding. Lineage: Eukaryota; Metazoa; Arthropoda; Insecta; Diptera; Drosophilidae.
AAUUAAACGCAGUCUUUCUUUAUUUUUGGUAUAUUUUUUUUGCUGUUGUUGUUAUUUGCCAAAAAAACAUGCAACGAAUUGAAGUGACCAGCGUCCUGAUCCUGGCAUUAAUUGCCUGCGGACAUGCCCUUGCCGUCGGUUCCCCCGAGUGCCCAGAGAAAUAUGGCGUGCAAGCUUACGCACACACCGAGAACUGUGAUCAGUUCUUUCUCUGCACCAAUGGCACACUGACUUUGGAGACUUGCGAGAAUGGUUUGCUCUUCGAUGGCAAGGGGGCGGUGCACAAUCACUGCAACUACAAUUGGGCUGUGGACUGCAAGGGACGCCAGUGGGAUCCGACACCAAUCUCGACGCCUGGCUGCGAAUAUCAGUUCGGUUUGUAUGCCGUGUCCAAGGAAUGCUCCACCACCUACAUCAAGUGCGCCCAUGGCGAACCCCACGAACAGGAUUGCGACGCUGGUUUGGCUUAUGAUGAGCGCAUCCAUGGCUGCAAUUGGCCCGACCAACUGCUCGAUCACUGCAAUCCUGAGGCUGUUGUCGGCUUCAAGUGCCCAACGAAAGUGGACCCCAACUCGGUUGCCGCACGCUUCUGGCCCUUCCCCCGCUUCCCCGUGCAGGGCGACUGCCACCGUUUAAUCACCUGUGUUGAGGGCUACCCGCGCCUCAUUAGCUGUGGCGAGGACAAGGUAUUCGAUGAGCAUACGCUUACCUGCGAGGAUCCCGAAUACGCCAGCGGUGGCUGUGCCAACUAUGGCAAAUAGUGUUGUUGACGCAAAAACACACCCACUAACAACUGUACAUAUGUAUGUAAAAGCUGUUGCUUGAGCCAUGCUCAAAGCUCACCUCAGCUCUUUCCCUCUCUCACGCUCUUUCACUCUCGACUUUUUUGUUUACGCACACACACACAUGAUGCUCUCUCUCCUUUCCGCUCGCACUAUGUCACUUACUCACUCUUUUACUUUUUUUUUUGUAUAAUGUUUGUUAAUCAUAAUUUGUAAAUGAAGUUUUUUUUUUAAUUUUGUUAUUUUCAAAAUGAGCACUAAAUGCAAUAAACUGGAAAUUUAUUUAUUGUAAUA